Molecule: messenger RNA, 7550 nt
Organism: Pantherophis guttatus
Lineage: Eukaryota; Metazoa; Chordata; Lepidosauria; Squamata; Colubridae
Gene: SH3TC2
Product: SH3 domain and tetratricopeptide repeats 2
Biological process (GO): regulation of intracellular protein transport; regulation of ERBB signaling pathway
Molecular function (GO): protein binding
Source: RefSeq, a predicted model, not a curated record
CCUAACUCAAUGCCAGCUCUGCCAUUUCAGUUGAUGUUUAACUAGCGGCGAAACUUCUCGCUUUCAAGGGCAGAGAGGGACAUUGGAAAGGGUCGGCUUGCGCAGGUGACCAGACCAGAAGAGCUAGUUUUAGCAAAAACCAGGCGGGCCCUCUUUCGAUCCAGCCGCCGGCAGUCUGACCGGUAAACAAAUCCCUGGCCCGUUUCACCGGCGGCCUCUGCCAAGCUCCCCUCGCAUCCCACCGUAAGGGAGCGGAACGCGCGGCAGGAAGGGCGCAAUCCACGCCGGCUGCACAAACUCCGGUUGGAGCGAGCUUCGGCUCGGGAGCUGUUUACGGUUUUGGCUCCCGGGUAACUCUGACCUCACCGCGCAAAGGUGCUGCUGGGAAACGGAGCUCCCUCUGACAGAUAAGCCCCGGAGAGAACAUUCCUUUUGCUUUUGCGGCCGAGCCAGCGAGGUAGGCAGGGAAGGAGGAGCGGAGAAGGUGCGCCCGCCUCCUUUUCGCUGUCCCUGCUUUUGCGCGGGGAAGCUUGUCCGGAUCUCCGAAAGUUUUGAGUUCUUUCUUCUCCGGAGUCCCUUUGAACCUCGCGACUCAGGCAUCGGGGGAAGAGGACUCAGAAGAUCGGAGUCCGAAGUGAAUGUCUCCAGAUGAAAGGCCAGGUGCAGAGUCAAAAUCAUCUUCUAUCCAAUCUGUACUCCUGGCCACUUGGUCAAGUCUGCAGCAUUGUCAAGCUGAAACUUCAGAAAGAUGCUUCCCAGAGAAGAAGAUGGCAUCAGGUAACCCCAAAGAACUGGAUCCAGGAAGUCAUCCUGCACAGAUAGGAGAGGGCACUCUGGAAACUGAGUCCGUGUCACUGGCAGUAGGGGAAGGGUUCCCAAAUGCAAUUUCUCUCUCAUUUUCUGUCAAGAGUCGUUCUGCACAGGAUCUCAAUCUGCAGCUACAAGAGGCAGCAAGAAAGAAAUUAUGGGCCCUGGAAAAUGACGAUAAAGAUGUUUGUGCUGUUUUCAAGGAGCUGUCAGCCAGGCUGGCAUGCAUCCAGGCACAGGAGAAUCGCUUUCUGCUUUCCUUCAGAACUGUGGAAGAAAUCUGGAAGUUUUCCACUUAUUUGGCACUUGGAUAUGUGGGUUGCUGCCUGGAACACCUUCUCUUCAGUCCUGAGUACUGGUUGAACUGUGCUCAAGUAGAUGAUACUGAGAUCACUGUCACUGUUGAUGAGGACUGCAUGACCACCAUGUAUCUGGGUCUCCUCCUCCAGGAAGGCAAUUUUUUUGCCAGAGCAACACUCACCGUCCCUGCAGAGGAGGAAGAAGAAGAAGAUUUAAAGCUCUUCAAGAAUGAAUUAGUCCAUGUGAAAGACAUUGGACAUGAAACUAAGUGGGAAGGGACGUCAUUGUUGACAGAUCAGAGGGGACUGAUACAUGUCACAACUAUAGAGCCACUGCCCCAUCCUUUUUACCAGUGGUUUUUGAAGAACUAUCCAAUCAGUUGUGGCAUAUCCAAAGAAAUCAAUGGGCCUGACUCUUUGCAGAUUGGCCAAGGGAGGUGCACAGCCACUGAAGAUCACAGGGGAAAAAGCUGGGAUGAAUUGAGUUACUGCAAAGGGGAUAUCCUGGAGGUGAUUGGCUUUCUCAUUCCGGGUCUCCGUUGGUUUAUAGGAAAAUCCACUAUUAGCGGGAUAAUUGGCUUUGUCCAAACCAAAUCAGUGCAGCUCGAGAGUUAUGAAUCAAUGAGAAAGAGCCCAGUGUUUUUUAGUGAAGAAAUUUCUGCCUUCCUCCAGGCUCCAUGUAAUGGCAAUGAGGUAUAUUACAGUAAUCUUCUUAAUGAAUGGGCACAGACAGACAUCACCUCUGUAUAUAGACUGGAUGGCUUUGAACCUAUUGCGAUGUAUCCACGAAGACCAUCAGAUGCUGCUGUACAUGGACAUAAGAAUGGUUGGAUGUUUGAAAAUUGGGGGAAGCAAUCUUAUAACAGUUUAUUUACUCAAACUGAUUCUGAGAAGUCAACUCCAGUGGUUGAAUCUUCACCUUCCAUCCUUGAACACUUACUUCUGCCAGAGCCAGAUGACCUUGAUGACCCCAAGUUCUUUAUUGAUCUAAAUGCUGGGCAUAUGGAAGACUGUGAUGUGUUUGAUCCUAUACUGACUUUCCUCAAUCAAGAUAGCUAUGUGCCUCAUUUCCAAAGUCUGUAUGACCUCUCUUUUUCCUUCCUUAGUUCUACCUUCUAUGGUUUCACCAAUGAAGAGGAGUUAGUCAUAUAUCUGGAAACAUCCAGGAACUGGGCGAAGAGGGGCCACCUUGCUUGGGCUCACAUUCGGAUAUGCUAUCUUUUGGGCCGCCUCUGUGUCAGGAAGGCCAAGUUCUCCCAAGCACGAGUUUACUUCGAGGAAGCCAUGAAUGCUAUGGACAAGGGGUUUGAAGAUCUACCUCUACUUACAUCAUUGCAUGCAAACCUGGCUGCCAUUUAUUUAAAGCAAAAGAUGAAGCAAAAGUUCUUAUCGAUGAUUGGGAAAGGGAUGACACUUCUGGCCUGCUUGUCUGGACACUGCUUCAGUUCUGAGGCUGAACUAGAGGUUGUGAUGUACAUUCUGAGAGAAGCCAUUGCUGUAGGCAACACAACAAUGGAGAUUAGGUCCUGUUUCCUCAUUGUCAGACUUUUCUUGCAGCUGGGCAAAUAUGAUGAGGUUCUUCCUUUUGCAGAACGCUUGCAGUUUCUGAAUGCACAGCUCACCAGCCAGGUUACCAGUGCAUAUCCUUUAGAUACAAUGCCUUUUCUUGCCUAUCUGUAUGAAAAAAAGUAUGUGCCCCAUGUAGCUUUGGCGGCUGCCAGGAUGUUCUCCCCUAGCAAUAUAAAAGAUGGCUUCACACCCAUUUGGAGAGCUGGAUUCAUCCUUGCAAACACCUCUAAACUCUUGAAAGUCCAAGAGAAAAGCCACAACGGCAUCUCAGCAUUGGCUUGCUUCUAUCUGCAUUGCGGGUUGUCCUUUUCCCACGAAGCUGGGACUGUAUCAACUGAAAAGGCCUUGUGUGCACUUUUAUCCAAAUUGUACCUCAAAUACGGCAUGCUAGAAAAAGCCGUGCAUUACUCCAACCAAGCUGUUGCCCUAGGUAAAGUGAUGGGUGAAGAAGAAGCAUUUGAAGCAUCCCUUUCUUUGGGGUGGCUGUUUACUUUGAACAGUCAGCCAGACAAGACCUCAGAGAUCAUGCAAUACCUCCUGUGUUCUCUGCGGCAGACGGACAGCAUCACACAAGAUGGGGUGGUUCACAAUCUUUUAGCCAUUGCCCUUAAAAGAGAAGGGCAGGUCCAAAAGUCAGCAGAGAACUACUUUUGGGCCUUGAAGAAAGCCCAGGAAAAUGGAAAUCAGCGGAACCAAGCCAUUGCCUUAGCCAACUUUGGUUGCCUUAUCACGUCUUUGGGGGCUUACUGUUUAGGAGAAUACUAUUUUCUCCAGGCCAUUCAGUUGUACUUUGAACUCCAGGAUGGUGAUGAUACACAAAUGGAACUGGUGCACAUUUUGUUAUGGUUGGCUCAGUCCAAGGUAGAGAGGUGUAAGGCAGAAGAAGGCAUCAUCUUUUAUGAGCUGGCCUUGGCCAUUGCCUUGAAGACUCAAAAUGUGAUAAGUCAACUUCGUGUCACUGAGUCCCUCUGCCAUUUCUACAGUAAAGUGCAUCCUGAUAGCAGAGCCUGCAUUCUAUACCAUGAGCACCAAGUUCUUCUAGCUCGGCAACUUCAGGACAGAGAAAAAGAAGGACACCUUCUACAGGACCUCAGCCAACUUUACCAAAGUUUUCAUACACCCAGAUCUUUGAAACAGGCAUUGGACUGUACCAAGCAGAGCCUCAGAAUAUUUAUUGACCUGGAGGAAACUGUUAAAACAGCCCAGGCCUGGUUACAGGCUGGUAAACUCUAUUAUCAAAUGCAAGAGAAUGAACUUGUGGAAAUGUAUUUACAGGCAUCCAUAGAGACAGCACUGAAACCCAAAGAGCUGCACCUGGCCAUGGGUUUAUAUGAAGAGGCAGGAGAUGUCUUCUUCAAUGGACUCAAGAACAGGCACCAGGCACUGGAAUAUUACAGGGGAGGAGCUAUACCUUUGGCCAGGAAAUUGAGAGACACACAAACGGAAUUGAGAGUGUUCAACAAGCUAGCUGAACUCCAAAUUGGGCUCCACAAUUAUGAAAAUGCUUUGGAAUUUGCUACCUUGGCAGUCAGACUCAGCGUGGAUGUAGGAGAUCAUUUGCAAGAAUUGGUUGCCUUUCAUCGGCUGGCAACCGUGUAUUACCUUCUGCAAAUGUAUGAGAUGGCUGAAGACUGCUACCUGAGGACUCUCUCUUUGCAUUCACCAGAAUUGCAAGGGGUUCAAGAAGCCAUAUAUUACUCCAGGGUUUACUACCGGCUGGGAGAUCUCACUCUCCACAAAUUAAAGGAUGAGCAGGAUGCAGCCAAUUAUUUCUUCUUGGCCUUGGCUGCUGCCACUGAAUUUGAUGACUACAACUGGCAAGGCAAGGUCCAAGCCAGGUUGGCUCAAAUAUUUACUAAUUCCCAAACAAAUAAGAGCCCAAGAGGGUGGACAACAUAUCGGGCUCGAUGGUUAAGUGAAGGAAGACAUGAUGUAUGAUCCAUCUGUUAUGGAAUUCACAGCUCAUGAAGAAAGGACAUCAUUGUCCCUCUGCCAAGAAAAGAAGAGAAUCAUGAUCUGGUGCUUCUAGUCCCUUGUGUUUCUGAAUGAAUAGAAAUCUUGUGGGCUGUUGUAAAUGGAUAUACGCUGGCCAUCAGCUAAUGUGUUCUGAGUGAAAAAGCAAGCUCAUUUUUUAAAUUUUAUUUUAUCAGCAACAUGUAAAGAAGACUUCAUUCACAUACAUGGGUCUUAUUUAAGAGAUUAGAGGAUGCAAAAGAGUCAGUUGAAGCAAGAUUGAGAGACAGUUUGUUGUAGGGGUUAAGGCAUCACGUUAGAAACUGGUUGACUGUGAGUUCUAGUCCUGCCUUAGGCACAAAGGAAGUUGGGUGACCUUGGGCCAGCCAUUUUCACACAAUAGCCAAUCACUUUUGGAAAACCUCACCAAAGAAACAGCAGAUUCCUCCAAGCAGUUUCUGAGAAUCAAUAUGGUUGAGCAGAAGGAGAAAAAAGAGCAAGAUAAUGAAUGCACAACGUAGGCGCUGAAAAGGUAUGUGAGUGCAGAUUGUCUGUGAUAAGAAGUAAAUGGGUCUGAUCCUUGGAGAGGAGAGUCAACCUUCAUCCAUUUAUCCUCAGUGCCAAAAGGCAAAGUCCGUUACAAGAUAGAGAUCAACGGAAAGCCUCUUGACAGCCUGAACAAAAGACAAAAAGUGGGAAAAAAUGCUCUUGCAGCAAAUGUGACACUGGCACAGUUCCUGUGUAUUUCAUCAGUUAUCUGUGCUUCGACCAGAAAGGGGGUAGAAUCCACCCAGCCAUGGCUCCUCUCCAAAAGCUAAGCAAAGCCAGAUCUAUGUUUCUAUAUUAUUGCCAAGAAAAUAAUGCAAGAACAUGCAUAAAGUCACCAAAUGCCAAGAAUAACUCAAAUACUUAUCAGUAUUUAUAUUUAUGUUGAUUUCUUAUUGAUAUCUGCCUCAUGCUUCAAAUAAACUAAAUUAAGAUCCCAAAAGUAUCCUUUGGAAAGGAUGAAACCCAGAAUACCAUAUCCUAAGUCUGGUUAAAUGAGCUCUUCAGAGGUAUCUCCUUCCUUCUUAAUGAUUUCCAUUGCCAGCUCUCCACUAAUCCUGAAGAAGAAAGGAAAAUGGCUCCUGUAUACCUAGAGAAGGAAAGACAUGAUUGGAAACCUCUUGGGAAAGCAAAGACAUCUCCAUACUCAGCCAGAUGUAUUGGGCUUCCAUACUGCUGGAGAGUGACUACAAAACUUUCAGAUUCUUUGUCUCUGUCAGAUACCCUGAGGAAGAGCAUGCUUACUACCCCACCAUAGCUCUAUCUGACAUAUAGCUCAUGGGAUUACUUUGAAACAUUUGCUCUCUGCCCAGCCUACCUCACAGGGUUAUGACGGUUUGUUAACAAAUGACACAUGAGAUGACUUCUAUGCAUGAUGACUUGACUUGAUCUCUUUAGAACAAAGUCAGGAAAUAAAGACACACACUUCUUUUUGCCUGUAAACUAUUGACCGUCCUCAUCACCAAGAAUCAAACAUUUGUUUUCAAGUUGUUUUUCAGAAUAGAAAUGUGCUUUUUUAAAACGAAAAAGGAAGUUGAAAUUCUUAGGAGGUUUAAUGCUCUGCUAGCUUUGAGAUGCUACAGAUUUAUAGACCAUCUUGUAGCCCCACCAAGUAUAUUUGGUUCAAAUGAAACUUCAAAGCCAAUUGUCCAGGAUGUCCGCAUGUGGAAAUAUUUUAAUAUGACCAGGGCUAAAUGUGGGAAGCUGAAUUGAUAUAGCCCUAUUUUUGAUGCUGUGUGGUUGGGCUGUGUUUCCUUUAAAGUCAGGGUACAAAUCUUUUAGGGGCCAAAUAGUGUAUCAUUUUUCUGAAUAGCAUGCCAGAAGUAAGAUACAUAAAAGGAGUGUGACCAGGAUUACAUCUGAUUUAAUUAAAUUUAAAAGUAAAUGAAUUAGCUGCAGAUACAAUAGUAGGAUAACUCCCCAAUUCCUGAAUUUUUCCCUUAAAAAUGAUAAACAGAAUUGGAAUAAUUCUGGGGCUCAAAGGCUUUGGAAAGCAGCAGAUUGUUUCAAUCAAAUCAUUUUGCUUCAUGAAGCACUCUCGAAACAUCUUGCCUUGCCUCUAAGAUUUUGUUCUUGAAAUGAAAUGUAACACAGACACAAAUUCACCUCAUUUUGUCUUUUUUCAAGAACAUUCUAGAGGAGAUUGCCCAUUCGUUUCCAUUCUGAGAUGAAAUAGGAUGUCUCAACAAUUUAGAGCAGACCUGAUUCCCCAUGCAAUAAAUAAUGGUUAUGUCAGAUUGUGUUUUGAAUAUUAAGGAAGAAACACAAACCAGUUGCAAACUUUGUCUGUCUCUCUCUGUCUACUGGUGAGACCCCUGGGGGAUUUCCCCUGACCUGCUUUGUGUCUCAAUGUUGAGUUUUGCACAAAGGUAUGAAACAAAGUGGUGAAGGACAUGUCACAACGAAACUGGAGAAGUGUUCACAAAAUUAACAUUGUUUGUGAAAAUCUUCUCUAUUAUACCAGCAGCCAUUCUGAAGGAGGAUAAUAAUUAUAUAUUUUUUCAAUUCUCUCCCAAGCACUGCUACAGUCAUUCACAAUGACUCAAGAACAAAUGUUGCAGCACCCAAAUAACUGAAUAUGACAGGGCCAUGGCUCAAAGUUAAACUACAUGUUAGUUAUGCAGAUGGCUCCAGGCACAUUCUUUAUUACCUUGCAUGAAAAAUGCCUCCAAUAGAAAAUCUGGAUUUGUCUGAAAGACUCACCUAGCAUCUUCCAGAUCUGAGCUAAUGAUCUGAUUCUGUAUGACAGCUACCUAUGUUUAUAUAAGAUCCUGGGUGUUAUCACUGGUUAAACAGAUUUUAGCAUUUGCUUUUUACUUGUACCAAAGCUCAUCUCACCAUUAGAGGGCAAUAAAGGCAGUAUUUUCAAUUCCUUUA